Molecule: messenger RNA, 889 nt
Organism: Xenia sp. Carnegie-2017
Lineage: Eukaryota; Metazoa; Cnidaria; Anthozoa; Malacalcyonacea; Xeniidae
Exons: 2
Coding region: 36-572 (178 amino acids)
Source: RefSeq, a predicted model, not a curated record
AAGAGAAUGCAUUGCAAACAGAAGCAACUAACAAAAUGUCAAGUGAAUCCGAGGAAAAUUCUGUAACCUCGGUUGAGAAAAGUUCAGAGAAACCUAAUGCUCUAUCAUUUUUCACUGCAAAUGACGACGAUUCAUCGUCUGAGUCAGAUAACGAAUGUGAUAAACACGACUUUCAUAAAGAACCAAUAACAACUCCUGAAACUUGUAUUGCUGUUGCAGACAAUAAACUGCCUUCUCCAAGUACACUAUUUGCAACUGUAGGAAAGCCAAAGUUUUUGGAGACUGCAUUAAAACCAAAUGAAGUUGACUGGAAUUCGAUUUCUAGGCGUUUUGAACCAUUGUACGAGUACUCUAGUGUUUCUUGUCCAGCAGAAUCUGUUGAUUUAGAGUCAGAAGAGAGAAAUGAAGCCAGUAUUUCUGGGGCACCAAUAAAAUAUAAAACUGAAAUUAGUGAAACUAAAAGGCAUUUGUUCUUGCAUGGUAAACGAUCUGCUGAUCUUACAGAUAAUGUGGAUGUACAUUUAGCAGAUAAAGAUGUUUUAAUCAGCGAGAAGAAGAAGAAAACAUCUUGAAGAAAAAUUGGGAAGACAUAAAGUGUCCCAAUAUAUUAGUUUUGUCAAUAAAAUGAACACAAUUUGGCAGUCAUAUCUUUUUAAUAACAAAAAUAGACAAAUUAAAUAACUCUUGUAUAUUAUAAAAACAUAAACUGUCACACAUAUUCUUGUGUCUUUUCUACUUCAUAUUGAAAAAAUAUUUUGUAGUAAUUCAUACUUGACCCUAUUGUCGAUAACAAGUGAAACCCACAACGAAAAAAACAUGUAUAAUUAACUUACAAUUGAAACACAAACUGUCAAUGAACAAUAACAAUAAACAAAGAAAGAGACCACCA